AUGUCUCCAGUCAGCGCUGCUCAUUCCGCGUCUGCCCGCAUUUGCCAUACAUUCCCAGGCAGCAUCCUGCUGCUUCUCAUCACACACAUCUGACUGGAUGCUCUUUCCCCCUCUCAGACCGGCAAUGACAACAACAAAGAUCAUUUACUUCUCAGUGGACGGCAGACCCGAACAAGCGGAGUUCCCGAGCGACUGCCCGGCCCAAGAUGUGAAAGAGGUUUUCCGAGCUGCUGCUGAAGCAGGCCCUUACGACAUUUUGAAGUUAUACAACUCAAGAGGCAACAUUAUAAACAUCUCCCCAAAGCUGGAGUCUAAUACUCGGCAAACACAGUACAAACUGGAAGUCGUUGCUGCUGAUUGUAAGGCCAAUUCUUUAGGUUCUGAACUGGCAACAGCUUUGGGAUUUGAUCUGUUGGCUAUGGAGAAAAGGUUACAGGCAUUGGAGAAGAAAAUUCUAGUUGAGACUGCAGACAUGCCAUCCAUCAUGUAUGAGAUGAGAAAUCGGGUAGAGUCGUUUCGGGAGAAACUUGAAAGUGUCGAACACCUCAGCUGGCUAGGGCUAUUUAAAGAUCUGACAGAGGGAAUGAAUAAACCUUCACCCUUCUAUCACAAAUGUUCAUUGAGAAAAACAAAAGAAGAGUGCCAGCAAGUAAUGGAAAAUUACCUGCAGAUGAGCAGUCUGGAGGUCACAGAAGAAGUUAGACAGUAUCUGAAGACACCAACCUUCGAUAACUGGCAAUGGGAAGAUGCAGAGAUCAUGGUGCUCCUUCAGCUGAUGUACAUAGACCUGGAUUUCAUGAGCAAAUUCAACAUUGAAAUGGAAGUCCUGCAACAAUUUCUUUUCGAGGUGUAUCGCCAUUAUAACAACAUUCCCUUCCAUAACUUCAAGCAUUGCUUCUGUGUCACCCAGAUGAUGUAUGGGUUGAUCUGGUUAACAGACCUUCAAAACAAAAUGGACGAUAUUGAUAUCCUAACCAUGCUCACCUCAGCAAUAUGCCAUGAUUUGGACCAUCCAGGCUAUAACAAUGCAUAUCAGAUCAAUGCUCGCACAGAACUGGCUUUGAGAUAUAACGACAUCUCUCCCCUGGAGAACCAUCAUUGUUCUGUGGCCUUUAAGAUCCUGGAAAAGCCUGAAAACAACAUAUUCCGAAAUUUGACAACAGAACAGUUUAAACGGAUUCGAGAAGGAAUGAUAAAGUGUGUUCUUGCCACAGACAUGACUCGUCAUAAUGAAAUUCUGAAUCAGUUCAGAUCCAUUGUGUCAGUCUUUGAUUUUCACAACAAAAACCACAAGGACAUUCUUACAAUGAUUAUCAUAAAAGUAAGCGACAUUUCCAAUGAAGCUCGACCCUUGGAUGUAGCUGAACCUUGGCUGGAUUGCUUAUUGCAGGAGUUUUUCAAUCAGAGUGACAUGGAGAAGCUAGAAGGGUUGCCAGUGUCUCCAUUCAUGGACAGGGAUAAGGUGACAAAGCCAUCUUCCCAAACAGGUUUCAUCCGCUUUGUGCUGCUGCCAUUGUUUAUUGAACUUGCAAAUCUGUUCCCCAAUUUGGAGCAACACAUCAUUGACCCUGUGCGAAAGGCUUUGGAUUAUUACACGGAGAUGGAAAAAGCCUUGGAAAAGGAGAAACAGAAUCGUACUGGAGGGUCACAGAGUGAUAAGGUAGUGAAACCUCCAGAGAAGCAGAAUGAAAACCAAAAAAGUACAGAUCAAAUUGAAACAUAUAAAACUGCAAACAGUACUAAGCUGAAAGUCAACAGUUUAGGCAUAUUGAAGAAGACAAAAGCAUUACAACCUCUGCAGAAAAUUGAUUAAAUAAGUAAAAUCAGAUGAUUUGGGCUUGGAUAUAAUCAUAAUGAACAGUCAAUAACUACUUAUUGGCCUAGAUUUUUCAGUCAGAGGAUCUUGCUCAUCACUAACUCUCUGGCAUGGAUUUCCUCUUCUCUAAUGCUAAUUUGAAUUUGGCAUGAAGAGGAGACUUCUUCCUACCCAGCAGUAGUGAUGUCAGCAAGCAGGAUAAGUAACCAAUCGCGUUGAAGCAUUUUCACCUUCAGCAAAUCAGGAAGUAAAAUGCAUUGAUCAUCCCUCACUUUUGAUAAUUUUUUUACAGUGAUCGAAAUAAAGAUUGACAUAUUUUAUUACAUUACAAAAUGUGGGAUUAUUAUUGGAUGAAAAGUGUUGACAUUGAAAAAUAUUGGUUUUCCAAGGCUGGAAGAGGUUCCCUGGCAUUGGAAAAAUAAUUAGUAACAAGACAUAAUUUUUUAGGAUGCUUUUAACAGUGAUAUUAUAGUGCAAAAUGGGAUGAUUUCUUCAGUUCAGUGACUUCUGAAUUGAUUAUCACUUGCAGGAACUUCAAUUGCAUACUCUGUGGAAAAUAUAGUCCUCGUUUAAUUGCACAUUUGGAACCCCCAGAAAUUACUAUCAGUUUCAGAGGAGAUGGUGCAAAGUGAUAAUUACACCAUCAUCGCUACCACAAAAUCUGGGCCAAACAUACUAUAUUGCAGUGAGCAGAAACUAUUAGAACUAGAUGAAAUCACAUCCAUCUACCUAUUUUGGUCAUCUAUCAGAAAUCAUCUGGGCAAUAUCUGCACUUGAAAAUAAUGUGGAAAAAAAUCACAAAUUUCUCUCUUUCUGUCUGUGUAAAAGGUUCAUCUGGAAGUUUUAGGCUUGACAUUAAAUCGUAAACAGGGUAAAUACUGAUCAAAAAGGUGUGUGAAUCGAACAAAACAUAAAUAAUCUUUCAGUAAUGUAACAAGUGACUACAUGUAAUGUUCAUUGAUGACAUUCUCCCAGUUAAAAAUAUUAAAAGAAACAUUUUGACUGCUAGUUUGAGAACUGAAUGAGCAAUAUUUGAAUAAAUUGUUGCAUGU
Molecule: messenger RNA, 2868 nt
Organism: Stegostoma tigrinum
Lineage: Eukaryota; Metazoa; Chordata; Chondrichthyes; Orectolobiformes; Stegostomatidae
Product: high affinity cGMP-specific 3',5'-cyclic phosphodiesterase 9A
Exons: 14
Coding region: 98-1813 (571 amino acids)
Biological process (GO): cGMP catabolic process
Molecular function (GO): 3',5'-cyclic-GMP phosphodiesterase activity
Source: RefSeq, a predicted model, not a curated record